Molecule: messenger RNA, 2255 nt
Organism: Corticium candelabrum
Lineage: Eukaryota; Metazoa; Porifera; Homoscleromorpha; Homosclerophorida; Plakinidae
Exons: 7
Coding region: 25-2157 (710 amino acids)
Molecular function (GO): signaling receptor binding; endopeptidase activity
Source: RefSeq, a predicted model, not a curated record
UGCAAGCUGUUAAGUUAGGCCAGCAUGACACGCCGGUUCGUGCACAUACUAGUGUGGCUGUUUCUAGCAUUCACAGAAUGUCGCAGCAACAGAGUACAAAAUUGCUAUCGUGCCGCAACUGCCGGUCUCUAUUAUCGUGGUACUAAAAGCACGACGAUUAACGGAAACGCUUGUUUGAGUUGGACAUCAAACGAUGACUACAAGCCAGACGACUACCCACAAGCUGACAUCGGAGAUCACAACUAUUGUCGUAAUCCAAAAGAAGACUCUUACUACAAACCAUGGUGUUUUAUCAGCAAAAACAAAAAGUGGGAAUAUUGUGAUGUACAGGAGUGUGCAGACACGUCGUGUUACAGUGUGAUAGACUUUGGUGGCGGAUACAGAGGAACAGUUAAUCAAGACAAAGAUGGUAACACAUGCAUUAAAUGGUCGGCAUCAGGAUCUGAUCUGGAAAGCAUCUAUAUGAAGCAAGAAUUCACUAAAUAUGGAAUAGGAGAUCACAACUAUUGCAGAAAUCCAUAUCCCCAUAGUGAUGUCCACAACAAACCUUAUUGUCAGUACAAAAAAGACGGCAAUAUUAAUGAAAAAGAUUGUGAUAUUCCGAAAUGCAAUGAUGUUCCUGUCAUUACUCAAACAUGUGGUGGGGAUGGAGGUGGAAAUGCAUGCAAGUUUCCGUUCGAGUAUGACGGCAAAAGGUUUGUAGAAUGCACAAACUACAACAAGAUUUCUACAUCAAGCUGGUGCGCAACCAAACUCGACGGCGACGGAAAGAUGAAGAAAUGGGGCCAUUGCUACUGUGGCGGUCCAACAUCAUCGGCUGUACCAUCAACUGCUGCUCCAUCAACGGCCGCUCCAUCAUCGGUCAUCCCAUCAACAGCCAUUCCAUCAACGGCCGCUCCAACUACGGUUGCUGCAUCGACGUCAGCCCUAUCAACUGCCGCUUCAUCGGCGAUCCCAUCAACGUCCGCACCACCAACUGCUGCUGCAUCUACGGCCGCACCAUCAACGUCCGCCUCAUCGAUAUCCAUCCCAUCAACGACCACCCCAUCGACGGCCGCUCCAUUAACUGCCGCUCUAUCGACAACCAGCCCAACUACAGCCACUAAGUUGUCCACAACAGACGUCAUCACAACACAAUUUAGUCGUCCAUUUACAACACAAUCGACGUCAUUAACAACUACUGUUGUAUCACCUACUAUAUAUACUGCUGAAGAAAGAACGCAAUUACCUACUAGGUCUGUUGCGUCUGUGUCAAUGGCAACUCGAUCUACAGUAGUGACUACAACUGUUUCACGGCCAAACACUGUUAAAGUCAACACUCAAAUGUCCACUCCUACCACGACUUCUAUGCGCGCGUCAUCGAGAGAGGCUACGAGAUCGGCAACCCGUCUUGAUGCAACACCGACUGCUCACGCUAGCGACGCUCUUUCUACACCGAUUGGCUCAACACUUUUGUCUGUCUUGCCUCGUGAUUCUACAAAGACGAUGGUCACAAAACCUGCAUUCACGUCAUUAAUUCACACUACACAAAUUUAUAGAUCCAGCAAUUCUAGACAUGCAACAACUCGUGAGGCAACGACACUAAUGGUAACAGACUUGGCUACAAUAGCAAAAUCGAGUUCUUCGAACCAUACAAUAUACGCAGCAGUUGUCGCUGCAAUCGGAGUUAUUGUUUUAAUUGCGUGUAUAGUCUUCGCAUCUAUCGUCUGGAGAAGAAGAGUAAGAAAGUUCGACUCUAGACUAGUUCUAGCACAUGUGGCAGAAAAAUCAUCUGCAAACAGUAAUUCUACAUUUUCAAACGCUAAAAGUGGGUCAGCAAAUGACGCAGAGCAUAGAGCAACUUUAUCAAAUAGAAGACAUGAAGAGAGAAACGAUGCGUGCAAUGGAAAAAUAUUGAAAUGGUUACGAUUAAAUAGAAGAAGGAAAAACGAUCUUCACUCGUCGUAUACAAUGGAUGUCAAAACGUCAGACGAUAUGCAGUUGAAUCCACUCUAUAGCGACAUUGCAUUGCAACAUCAGAUGUCUGAAAAUUUCUCGACGACGACCGAGUCUCGCAAAGAUUCUAGAUCUGACAAAAUGAAUCUACUUUAUGAAUCAGCAGAUCGGAUAGAGAGAACUGCGGCACGUGAGUCAGAGAACGUCAUUUACAACAUGUGACAGAUUGCAUGCUGCAUGGAACAUAUACCAGUUACAGUAUUAUAAUUUCUACAUUACCGUAUUACGCAAUGCACAGUCAAUGAUAUUAACUUAUCUGA